Molecule: messenger RNA, 1362 nt
Organism: Nerophis lumbriciformis (worm pipefish)
Lineage: Eukaryota; Metazoa; Chordata; Actinopteri; Syngnathiformes; Syngnathidae
Source: RefSeq, a predicted model, not a curated record
AUGAAGGACUCGCAGCAUGCAGCCAUCAAGACAAAACUGUGGCCCAGGCAGAAAGCAAGUAAAAAACCUAAAGAUGAGCCCGCCAAGGUGGAGAAGUCACCCAAGUCGGCAAUGUCGCCACCCUCCGCCGCACCGAGAAAUACCCCCCCACAGCUGAGCGAGGCCGAAAGGAUGCGUUUGACGCCGUUCGAGAGGGCUGUCUAUGACAUGGCCCAUAACGAAAGGAUUGUCAACGACCUCACCCUCGGCCGAAGGGUUGGGUUCUACGAGCUCCGCGGUGAGAUCGGCCAAGGCAACUUCUCAUCAGUCAGACUGGGCAUCCACGCUUUGACCAAAGAGAGGGUGGCCGUCAAGAUAAUGGAGAAGCAGUGUAAAACAGGUAAAGGCUCCUGGCUCUUAACCUCUUCAGAGAUCCGCUGCAUGGAAAAGCUGUGCCACCCCAACGUUGUGCGCCUGUACGAGGUGAUUGAAACGAGCAGGAAGCUCUACCUGGUGAUGGAAUACGGCAGUGGUGGCGACCUUUUCUCUCGCGUCACCACCAGAGGGAAGCUCAGCGAUCUGGAGGCCAAGUUGAUCUUUGCGCAAGUGGUCUCAGCGGUGAAACACAUGCAUGAACAAAACAUCGUCCACCGGGACCUGAAGGCCGAAAAUAUCUUCUACACCACCAGCUACUGCAUCAAGGUGGGUGACUUCGGCUUCAGCAGCGAGAGCUCACCCAACGUGCAGCUCACCAAUUUUUGCGGUUCGCCGCCAUACGCCGCACCGGAACUCUUUCGGGAAAAGGGCUACGUGGGGUUCUACUCGGACAUCUGGGCUUUAGGUAUAGUUCUGUACUUCAUGAUGACCGCCACGCUGCCUUUCUACGGGGACAAUAUGAGCAGGCUGAAGCGUUGCAUCCUUCAAGGGGCCUACAGCAUCCCGGUUUACGUGUCUGACGAGUGCCAGCUUGUCAUCAAGGGGUUGUUGCGACCUGUACCGGUGGACCGCUCGUCGCUCGCUCAAGUUUCAGACAGCGCUUGGCUAAAGGGGAUCGAAUACCCCGGUCCAUAUGUACCUCUGCCCCUUGCCCCCGUCCACUUGGCCCAAGCUGCCAAUUCACUAUGCGAGGAGGAAAUGGAGGUGAAGACUCUACUGUCAGACCUGGGCAUCAUUGCGGUUCACUUGCAGAACAAUCCCUGUUCAGACUCAAAGAGCCCGUUGACCGGGACCUAUCGUAUCCUGCUUCAUCGGGUCCAGAAACGGAGGUCUGUGGAAUCUGUAGGAUAUGCGACUGUUCGCCCCGACUCAUACAAAAGUCAUCCCAGGUGGUGCGUUUCAUCCAUAGACAGACACAACCCCUCUGCAGUUUGUGUUGUACUCUAA